Messenger RNA from Coffea arabica (coffee), 2208 nucleotides. NCBI's taxonomy places the organism in Eukaryota, Viridiplantae, Streptophyta, Magnoliopsida, Gentianales, Rubiaceae. The record is from RefSeq and is a predicted model, not a curated record.
CCGAGAAGGGAGAGAACAAAUAUUCAAGUGCUAUUCUUUUACUGGAGAACUAACAGAUAAGAUGCCGGAUUACGAAGGCAACGGUGGAGAUGAUCUAGAGAACUACGGUGGCUCUUCUCCUCAACCCCGUAUUAACAGUCACGGAGGUGCCGAUGAUUUUAGCGACUCCAGAUCUCAACAUUCUCGUGAUGGUGAUAAUAGAGAAAGAGGGUCUUCUAGAAGCAGGGACAGGGAUAGGGAGAGGGAGAGGGGGAGAGACAGGGAUAGGGACAGGGACCGUGAAGGUGAACGAAGCAGAGAUAAGGACAGGGACAGGGAUAGGGACAGGGAACGUGAUAGGGAUAAGGAUCGGGAUCGUCACCAUCGGGACCGAGAUCGCCACCGGGAUCGAAGUGAGAGAAGAGAGAGGGAGGAGAGGACUCGAGACAGAGAUGAUGAUGGUGAUUACCAUCGGAGUCGGGAGUAUGAUAGACGAAGAGAUUAUGACAGAGAUAGAGAAGAGAGGCAGAGGCAUAGGUCCAGAUCUCGAGAGGGGAGGGCAGAACACCGAUCAAGGUCACGGUCUCGAUCACGCUCCAAAAGUAAAAGGAUCAGUGGCUUUGACAUGGCACCUCCAACUAAUCCCUUGAUGCCUGGUGCUACCUCUCUCCCAGGUAUAUGUUCUGUGGGUUAGUUUUCUAUUUAAUUUUGAUAACUUUUUUUUCUCUGUCUUUGCCAUAGUGUGGAAAAGUUCGUACAAAAUUCAUGCUUUCAUUUUGAAGGCAAUAUUGGGCUACUAGCCCCACUGUGCUGACACUGGGCGUGAGCCGACUUCUGUAGCUUUUAUUACAAGGAAGAAACAAUCAGGUCAGGUAACUGGUACUGCUCCUGCUGUUCCUGGAGUCUUUCCCAACAUGUUUUCAUUGCCAACUGGACAGCUUGGAGCUCUACCUGUUAUGCCAGUUCAGGCUAUGACUCAACAGGCCACUAGACAUGCUCGACGAGUGUAUGUUGGUGGACUUCCUCCAACAGCUAAUGAACAGUCUGUUGCGACAUUCUUCAGUCAUGUGAUGUCGGCAAUUGGAGGAAACACUGCUGGUCCAGGGGAUGCUGUUGUAAAUGUUUAUAUUAACCAUGAGAAGAAAUUUGCUUUUGUGGAGAUGAGGUCAGUUGAAGAGGCUAGUAAUGCCAUGGCAUUGGAUGGCAUUAUUUUUGAGGGAGCACCGGUUAAGGUGAGAAGGCCCAGUGACUACAAUCCCUCAUUAGCUGCUACUCUUGGUCCUAGCCAGCCCAAUCCAAACCUGAACCUUGCUGCUGUUGGACUGACCCCUGGUUCUGCUGGUGGGCUUGAGGGCCCUGACCGUAUUUUCGUGGGUGGUCUUCCCUAUUAUUUCACGGAAGGGCAGAUCAGAGAGCUGCUAGAGUCUUUUGGGCCCCUUCGUGGUUUUGAUCUGGUGAAAGACAGAGAGACUGGAAAUUCCAAGGGCUAUGCAUUUUGUGUUUACCAGGAUUUAUCAGUGACUGAUAUUGCUUGUGCAGCACUUAAUGGGAUCAAGAUGGGUGAUAAAACCCUCACUGUUAGGCGUGCAAACCAGGGAGUUACACAACCUAAACCUGAGCAAGAAAGUGUUUUAUUGCAUGCACAGCAACAGAUAGCUUUACAGAAACUCAUGCUACAACCUGGGACACUGGCCACAAAGGUUUUAUGCCUGACACAAGUGGUCAGUGCAGACGAGCUAAGAGAUGAUGAGGACUAUGCAGAUAUAUUGGAAGACAUGAGAUUGGAAUGUGGGAAAUUUGGUACUUUGGUGAACCUGGUUAUCCCACGGCCAAGUCCCACUGGUGAUCCAACACCAGGUGUUGGAAAGGUGUUUUUGGAGUAUGCUGAUGUCGAGAGUGCCAACAAAGCUCGUCAAGGAUUGCAUGGAAGAAGAUUUGGUGGGAAUCAAGUAGUUGCUGUGUUUUAUCCAGAGAAUAGGUUCUCUCAAGGUGAUUAUGAUGGUUAAGCGGUGGCCGCUACUGGUUUUGAAGUUACCUUAGAGAUGCUUGAGUACCGUUAUAGGCUUGAUGCGUGCUAUCCCAUAACUCGUACAAAAUUAGGAAGUGAUACAGAUAUAUUAUUUUGGUUUAAGCUUAGUACUCAGAUUUAUCUCUUGGAUUUUAGGGUUGCAUUUGUACUUGGAUUUUUGGAAUGAUUAUCGAACUUCGCUUUUGAGUCUUGAGUGUCAC